GACGGGUAGGAGCGUGUGUGCAUGUGUGUGAGAGACACUUAUUCUCUUAACUACUAGGAGACAGACACACUUUCCUGGCCCGACUCAAAGAAGGGGGGAAAACAGGAGCAAGAUUAUUUUUUUUCAAUAUCAUUUUGAAUCUUCUCAAUCAAGCUGCCCUUCAGGUCCUCUUCCUGGAAACUCUUUUUCAUUGCCUGCUGGGAGUUCUACAUGUAUUGAUCCGUUUACUCUCUCACACACUGACAAGACUUACCUCAUGGAUUUGUAUCUGAUUGGAUAUUUGAUGUGUGUGUGGUUGUCCAGCUCGCGGGUGCUUGGAGGCUAUCCCAUCUGGUGGUGAGUACAAAAUCCAGCAGUUUCAGCAUCAGAAGCCUAUAGACGCAAAAAGAGAGAAAGAGACUCAAUUUUUUUUUUUUGGUCAAAUGAUGAUUUCUGAGAGGGCAGAAUGUGCACUUUCAGUUGACUGCGUGGAAAAAUGUUCUCCGGCCCAGUCCAAAGAAUCUUAACCUCAAAUACUAGUGUAACGGAAAAGGCUCGCCGUUCUUUUCCCCUCCACACUCAGGUCCAUCUAUCAUAUUGGAGUAUGUUGUGAUGCUAAAAGGGUAAAAUUUAAGUUAGAAAAACAUGAAACGCCGGAGAACGUGGGGCUCUUUAUUGGAUUUAAGGGGAAAUUCAAGAGCGAGCGGUUUUGUGCAAAGUGUCAGAGGCACAGUGAGGACUUGUCAGGCAUUUAAACAAAACAGAGAAAGUCAGUCAGAUCACUUCAACUGUGAGGAAUCGUAGAUGUCGCUGAGAGACAGUGACAAGUCUUAAAUCAACAAAAACCUCCUGUUUCCAAACUAGAAUAAUCUCCUUUUUGGAAUAAAACCAAAUCAUAUUAGGAAGUACAACAAUCAUGACAUAUGAGAUCAGCGUCAUCUUGUUUUGUUUGCUAUUGUGUGUCACUGCUCAACAUUCAGACCGCCGGCCCCCCAAAACAAGCCGUGAAUUGAAUGUGAAUUGUUUUUGGCUGCUUUUCAGAUGUAUGACAUGCACCGAACACUAACAUCUCUGCCACUGACAGAGUCCCAACACACUUUGACGAAUAUGACAAAUUUGUGGUCUUCCUUGUGGUCUCCCCUCGUGGUUAUUGGCUGUUAUUAAAUUAAUCUUUUGGAUUUCUUGAAAACACUUAGGCAUAUCAUUUUGCUUUCGUACUCACAUCUCGCCCCCUCCACCACGGAUUUGUCAGGAGACAAUAUGUUUGGGUGCCGGAGGGUUUUUAUUCUUUGUUAAAUUAUCCCAGAUCGCUUUUGGCAUCAGCAUGUGAAAACGUAGAGGUUUAUCUCAUUACAAAUUCAGCUACAUGCAGCUGACCUCAUGGCUCCUGGUCCUCUUUUGUAACCUAAAGCUUCUAUUUUGAAGAUAUUGGCGUAGGCGUAUGACAAAGCUCUUUUGGCUCACGACACAAUACUUGUCAGAGCUACUGCACUUUUAGCAGCCUCACUAGUAUGUGGUCCCAACCGUGGUGCUGUCCAAACCACGAGCAUCUUCUGGUUUCAUUUACAGAGCGGGCGGCUGCCAAGCGCACAGGCCACAGGGCUGAAGUGUUAAUGGCAAAGAGGACUUUACACUCACUCCUGGCUUCAGCAGGAACCAUCAGACAACAGUGACAAAGAGCCUGUGACUCUCUCUCUCUCUCUCUGUGAGAAUUACCUGCAGCUGUUCUGUUCAAGGAGCUUACAUGACACCGGUGUAGUGUUCGAACCCCAACAAUGCGCUCCACCUUUGAUUUGGCUAACAAAUUUUGAAGUGUAGGCAGGGUGAGGGGUUACCGUGAGAUGAAAAGCGGAGCCGUAUAGCUCCAGGUGACUGGGCAGGUGCUGAGGAAUGGGUGUCAAACAGCACUGUCAGUGGCAUCACCCCGCGGUGUCGAACAUGUCCAAAAGGAGACAAAAUGAGGUGGUGCGUCAAACAAGGGGGUGCCGAGUUUCAACCAGGGGCCCGGGCAGGCUCCUCUCUGCUUCUGUCUCAGGGGCGAUGACUCGGCCAUAAAUUCUCCAGCCAAGGUGGGACAGGUUGAAGGGAAGAGCGGUUUUGACUGCUUUAUGCCUGGCAGCCUUGCUUUUACAAGACGGGGUGUUGAAAACAAAACAGAGCAUAAAUAACUCCACUGAUAUGCACAUAUGCGUGGAUGAGGAUAAGGUGUAUGAGAAAGAAAAGGCAUACCAAGUCGAAGAGGUGGGUUAGUAGGAAUGAAUUGCCUUCUUAAAAUGCAAGAAUGUUUGGGAGACUGUUGUUUGGUGAAAAAAUAAAGCUUCGACAAGAAUUCAUGACAGCUUCAAACUAUGUUGUGGUUGUAUGUAAUCCACAAGUCCCGCAACGUCUCCAUCCAAUUAUCUGUCAACGCCGACUUCUGUGUGGAGGCAGACAAUGAGAGCAUAUGUUGUUUCGCUUAUUGCCGUGUUUUGGUUUCACCUUUGAACUCCUGUUUAUAAUUUGUGUGAUGUAAAUGUUUAUGACAGAUUAUUCCAGGCUGGUGUUGUGUUAAGCCUGUGCGGUUUAACUCAACUAUUUUCAGAGCAGCCUAAGCCCGCUCUGUCAGCCAGCAGUGAUUUCGUGUUGCUUGUGUAAACAGCGGUGUUGGUAAGUUGAUGAUGACAGUCACUUUUACCAUUAAGCAUUAGCGGCGAUUAUCGGUUUAACUCCCAUUACAAAGCCAGGAGACUUUUAAAUCCCUUAACUAUUUUCUUUAUCCCGUGUUAUCAUCACGCCUGUUAAAUCUGCAUGAGAAAGAAAGAUACUGUACACCUGUUUUGGUGCUCAAUGAAGAUUCGUGUACUGCCAAUUCCAACGAGUUCUGCUUUUCCACAAAAAUACUGAUUAAAAUUGAUAAAAACAGGUAUUGUGAGUUAUCUCUGUAUGCAAAUCUGUUUGUAAAUAGGUCGAAAUAUGUCUUGUGUGGCUUUAAAUGAUGACUUUCGCCAUCAAGAAGUAUUGGUUUGCACGGCUCAAAGACGCAGCGAAUGGCGAAACACUGUUGCUAGCCUGGGAAAGUGCCUUGGAAACAAAGGUCACUUGAUGCAGAAGUGUACCCGGUUAAAACUUGUACUUUAACUCUCUAUUAAUAAUCUAUUAAGCAGUUUUUAUGUGACCUCCCUUGAUAGAAAUCUGGGCCAUCUAUCCACUUAAAUGACACUUCCUGACUUUGAUUGUGUUUCCAGUCUGAAGUACUACUUGUAGACUUUUAGGGACGACUGCAGCAUCAAUAUCCUCUGCAAAGCUACGUCUAGGCCCACCAAACUACCGACCCCAUAAGCAGACCCAUCUGGUUCAACCUGAGUGGCUGUAACGGAGCUCUAGAGUCCAUCUCUGGGUCUCAGGAAUGUCAUUAUCUGACUGUGACACCCCCCCGCCGCCAAUCUUCAACCCCAAAACCCCUACCAUUGGCGAAAGGCUCACUUAAAUGACUCUUACCGCGAGAAAAUCCUCCACCCGCCGCCUUGUGUGAAAAGAUCAAGGAUGUUUGGGUAUUAUUCUCCACGGCGCGGUGGAAGGUAGAGAAAGGAGCACCAAAGUCCAGAAGAAUGUCAUUCAUAAGAAACUUCAGGGUUCCAUUAUGAAUGGAUGAGGGCUGCCGUAGAGCCAGGGUCAAAGGCAAUUUUGGGCUAAAGCCUGCGAGAAAUGUCCCCACAGAGAGUCACGUCCACUCAGAAAAUAUUGGAGGACUUCACCCAAAAAGAAAACCCACGACCAUAAAAAUAAAAUCAUCACGGCCAUAAUGAGACAACAGUAAAAAAAUAAUAAUUUGAUUUAAGAUACAUGUGAGUGGUUGAUUGUACGGAGUUAACGCGUCUGUGUGGGCGACUUCAUGGUCGCCAAGCAACAAUAAAUAAAGCUCAUUAAUUCUAUACAAAAAGGCAAUUAAGUGCACCUCUUUCUGUUGAGCAGGAAACACCGUCUUAAUGCACACCUAAACCAAUCAGAGUUUCUAUUGCUUGUAUAGAGGAUGUUUGAGUCUUUGGAUAUAUCAGGAUUCCCAUAAGUAACGGUAAAUGGACUAUGUUGAGUUAGCGCUUUCUCUGCUCUUCUGACCACUCAAAGCGCUUUUACUCUUCCUGUCACAUUCACCCAUUCACGCACCACUUUCACACACUGAUGGCAGAGGCUGCUAUGUAAAGCGCCCAUCACUUUUAACUAAUCCCAUUCACACACCGCUGGGCGCAGCCAACUGGGGCGGGUUGGGAUCAACUCUCUUGCCCAAGGACACCUUGGCAUGUGGACAGCGGGACCUGGGAUUGAACCCCUGACCUCCUGAUUGACAGCCGACCAGUUCUACCACUGAGCCACAGCCUCCCCUUAUCAUAAAACCAGAAAUCUCCAAAGUCCCUUAAGGCCUAUAAUAUCUACCAGUGGCCGAUAAUAAUGAUGAAAUGUUCAGUAAAUAACUUCUUUUUCUUUUAUCGUUUUUGACCAGAAAAAUGGGGACAAAAAAUGCUCCUCUUAAAAAGUAAAUUACCACCCCAAAAUUGCUGAGAUGCCAAUUCAACCUAGAUAGAUAUCAUGAGGACCUCUCCUAAAACAUGGUGAUUUGCGCUGGAAUUUUACAAGUUAAAAAAAUGGUCAAUUUGCACAGGACUAAAAACAUAGGCGCCUUAUACAGUUCCUACAAAUGAUCAGAGGUCCCCAAGUCAUGAUAAGUACAUUUUCUGCUGCAAGGGAUCCCUCAAUUGAAUCAACUAUAACAGAUCUAGUUUGAUGUUGCUAAGGUACAGUCAGGGUUGUCUCCUACGAGUCUAUGAGUUUUUAUAAUGUUUAUUUACAUGACAUAAUCUCAUUUUAAGGAAGUAACACAAGUUUGUACAAAGAGGUGCCACAUUUCAUCCUCAAUCUCAAAGACAGGACCACCAAAAUGCAUCAUUCGCAUUAAAUUUACAGGAUGCAAUCAUAGACUGUAUAUAGAAUGGACGCCGUCUGCCUCCUCGCUGGGUGAAGCCACUCCGAGAACAGCAUCCUCUGUUGGCGGGCUGCAGUAUAGGUCAUUCGCCUCCGCCAGCAAAGCUUAUGGGGCUGUGGACAAAUUUUAGAAAUUUACUACACAGAAUAUAAAUGUUUUCCCCCCCUGGUUGCGAUGUUGACAUGUAGUUACUGUAAGAUUGCGUAACUCACCUGGAGGAUACGCUGUUUGUGCCGAGCGUCAUCACAGCCACUCUCGGCGACUCUCCCGCUGAAUGCGCACAACACUACUGCGCAAUGUUGGUUUCAGGAAAUGAAGAAAAAUUAGGAAAUACCAAGAGCCUUUUGGCUUCAAAUUCGUAUAUUGACAGGAGGUGGAACCAAGUUGUCCAAAGUGUAUACUGUCUAUGGAUGCAAGGUUGAAAAAAGGCAACAAUAAACUAGAUUUUGUAAGUGCACGACUGAGGGAACAUCACAGCUACAAUGGCGUAGACUGCUCACCGCUAUGAGCUCGCUUGAGCCGAGUGUGAGAUGAUUGGCCAGUCUUAUCCCAGCCCUGAGACAGCACAUUGUCCUUUCUUUUCUUGAUUUUAAAGCAGGAUGCACUAUUAGCUGCUCUUGUAUUGCCUGUCAGUGAGCUCCUGAGCUGAUCCAACACAUGACUUCACCGACAUUAGCAGACUGUUUUCAUGCCACAAGCAUGUGGGAUGACAUUACCAGUCGAAUCCGAGCGAGGUGAGAGGUUCAAAGGAGAGUGGUAUUUCAAAGCAGCGAAGGCAAGUCCUAAUCUUCGCUCAGCAUCAAAGGACCAGCAGCGUGCAGUUGUAGGAAAUGACAAAGUCCCCCCAGUGCUCAGCUAUUAGUUGCGCUAAAACACAGGCCAGGACGGUUCCUCAAAGGGAAAACUGCAGCAGCCAGGGGCAAGGAGAUCAUUAAGGGACACGUGUGGAGGCACAAACACACAAUAUUUUAGGUCUCCAUUACCUGCCUAAUCUCACCUGGAUGGCUUGUUACUGGGGUUAAUUAUUAGCAGAAGGCAAUUUCUCUGUCACACGGGGUCAGUGACAAAGAUGUACUGGUCGCACCUGUACAGCCUGUAGUCAGUCAGAGCCCUGGGGUCACUGACCAGAGAGUUACAGAGGUCAAGAGAUCGAGUGAGAGAUGAAGAGUGGAGAGGAAGAGAGGAGUGUCCUUCAGUCUGUGUGAAGAGUCAGGGAACUGGUUCAGGCUGCUGUGAAUAUUAAGACAGUUUCAUAUUUUUGGAUCUUUUAUGGUUUGAACUUUUAACUGAAUAGACGAGGGAUUCAGGUUUAAAGUUAAAGUGCUUCAUUAAGUAUUCUAAGUUUUAUCUAAAAAAUAGAGGAAGGACGGUCCAGUGAGUAUGUAGCUCUUUCUAGAAAACAGAGUCAAUGUUUGGCUGCAGCUCUUUGUCUAUGACAAUGAGGUUUCACUCUCCACUAUUUCAGAGGUUUUGGCGAACCAAACGAGCAUGAGAAAGUCAAUAGCAAUGAGGCUUUUAAUUACUUUUAAAAAGAUUAUGUGGGGUUAGAAAUAUCCACAAAGAAUCCCAGACAGAUUCCAGACGAUCCAUUACCAGUUAUGAUUCGCACAGGAUGCAUUACAGCUGACAAUUCGAGCAGCGGUGCCAACAAGCUGCCCCUAAUGAGCAGAGGCGGGGAACAAUGCUCUGUUUGAGCUGCGGUUCAUUCACACAGUCCCUCAAGACUCUCAUUCAGACGCGCUCUAUCCUUUCAGGCCAACAGCUCAGACUUUGUUGUGUCCACCUUCAGACAGAAAAGGCACCGAGCUUCUGGUCUGACAUGCAUUUGUCAGUGCCUUGUGCUCUCUAGUGCACUUGUGUGCAGAGCUACUGCUGCUCUCAUUCACUUCCUGACAGGCAGGUUCACAAGUUUACACCCUGUUCAGUUUCCCUCUUCACGUCUGUGUACAUGUGACUGCAGGGGCUCCUCGUCCCAACUCUACUCUCUCCGCAACAGUCUGCAGAGAGGAGGGAGGGAGGAAGAGAGAAAGACAAGAACAGGUUGGAACAUUUUUCAGGGGUCCUGUCGUUUUUUAUCUGAUCAGCCAGGAGCUGUUGGACUACAAAUCAAAAGUGUGCCAAAGAAAAAGGGAAGGCAACAUAUCACAGACAGGAGCUUUUGCAUUCCACCCUCCACAAGGAAAAGUCCCAUCCUCGGGCAAAGCCGGCAACUUUCCUUGGCCCACUUCCUCUCUUCUGAGUGUCUUCAUCUCUCUGCGGACCCUCUUGUGGGACUUACACAUGAAUUCAUGAUGCCAAUGUUCUCGGUGCACGUCUCCGGCUGCUUUGCUAGGGCCUCACUUAGCGACACAAUGUCCUCCAGGCAAAUCUGACAAGUUGAGCUGCGGCGUCAACAUAUAGAGGUAAAUUAGAGGUAGAUUAGAGUUUAAUGCAAACAGUAUUCCCUCAGUUUGUUACUGCAGGAGUUUGCAGGAGCAUGACUCUCGCUGAGGAAGUGCGACAGAACACACUUGGGUGUCAGCGCUCCAGGCGCAAACCACCGCAUAAGCUAACACUCAUUUCACUUUAAUGAAAUAAGUUAACUUGUUCAGACACGGCGUCGAAUACGUCAAUAAUCGCCAAGGCAAACAAGAGUACAAGAGCGUUUAAUCAAAUGUGAAGGCAGAAUCAAAUCUGUUUGUUGAGGCUCAGUCCAUUAAAGUCCUUUCUGACUAUAUUUAGCCGUAUCUUUCAAGUCCUAAUCUCAGAGAUUUUCAUGAAGUAAAUGUUGCCUAAUGCAUUAAAAUAAUAACUGAACUGAACUUAUGGCCUACAUGAAAGCACUUGUUUUUGCAGUGUUACAAACAGGGAGAAAAUUCCACAGGAAAAAAUGAACUCACUUGAGUCUGAAACUGUUUCUCUUUUUUUUUCUGGUGAUGUAGGUAAGAGGUUACUGAGGUUAAAACCACAGGAUUGCUGGCAAACCGUUUUAGAGUAUGCAAAAUUAAGAAAAAAAAACUACAGAUUGGAUGUGCGGAAUGGUCAGCAGUCAGUAAAGCUGAGCAAAACUGUUAACCAGAAAAAAAGUAUGUUACCUGCUACGACCACUGGCUGAAAUAGAUGUCAAAGUCAAGAGAGAGCUCAAAGAUCGUCACUCAUAAAAAGAGGAAUAAAUGAUGUCUUUCAUAUUUGUAGCAAAAGCCACGUGUUUAGAAUCAAUAAUUGGUGUUUGGCCUUUAUUUCAGGGCUGUUAAGGGUAUCUUAGAUAGCUAUUAGUAGCUGUGUUUAUAAGGGCUGUCAGUUUUAACGUAUAGUUCAAGUUUAGGGCCAGGCACCAUUUCAUGAGACAUUACUACUGCUGUAAAUGGGGGACUUUGUGAGACCACAGCAUAUUGAUCACAGUGACUUAUCUCAAAUUUGCACCAUGUUGAAGUUAAAGCUUUGUGACACUGGAUCUGCUUCCUCCUUUGCCUAAAAUGUCUCUUUUUGUUGAUGUAAUGAGUCACCAAAGAUGUUGAGUUACAUCAGCAGGUCCUGCAAGAUAAGCACAACUUCUGCAGACUGUGAAAUUCUCACUGAGGUUUAAUCCUGAAAGAUUUACUGUUAGAAACCAAAUAGUAGAGCUAAAAUUCACAUGCUGUUUUUAAUCCUGUGCUUCUUUAUUUACCUCUCAGCGCAACGCAGUUAAAUCACAGCUCCAUCUACCAGCUCUUGCUACUGCAGAAUACUCUGCUUUUGAAUGGCACAUUUCACUCUAAAGAUUCCCAGCCAACUCACCUGACGAGUAACACGGACUUUGCAAUAACUGGAACACAAAUAUAAUCAGAGUACUCAGAGUUUAAGCUACCAUCUUGAACCUAAGCAUCAGUGCAGUUUAUCAGAGAGAUGUCAGCAGGUAACUAUUUCACAAAAGCUGGCAAAGCACUAUUUUGGAGUGUGUGAAUCAGCACAGACCUGAGGAAAAAACUAAAGUUAACAGUGCUCUCUUAAUGAGAAACAGAGGCUGGUGAUUAACAUUUCUAAUCGUUUAAAAUGCAAAAGAAAGGAAUUAACAUGCAUUUAAUCAAAAUUAACCAUUGAAAUUAUGAGAUUAAUUGUUAUUUAGGAAAUCAAUCAUUUCAUGGUAUGAGUAAAUAGCUGAUAUUGCAAGAUUUGCAAAAACCCUAGCACUGCCUGCAGAUGUAAUAUAGCAUUACAUCUAAGUAAAUGAUGGUCUGAACCAGAAUUGUUGAUUUCUAUAUCAGAAGUUUUUUAGCCUUCUAAGAAAUCUUGAAUAAUAAAAUCAAUCUGCCCAGUUUGGUUUCAGUCCACAUUUUACCUCACUCAAUGACUUUUUCCCAUCUAAAACCAGCCCAAAAAGUUUAAUAUUGAUCCGAGUUUGCAUUCUUAGAGACAUAACAGUUGCAUAAAAUGUCCAUUUGGGAGUCAGAGCUGAGCAUGUCCUGUUAUGUACCUCACUUAGAAACCGAUGGAGUGUAAAAGCAUAAGAAUCCACCCAUAAUUGCUGCCCAACCCAGAUGAGGUGUAGCUGAAUACAUCAUCUUCCCCAAGUCUCUUCUUGACCUAAAAGCACUACCCCGGGGAGUUUACCAGCCUGUGACGCAACAGAACAGAGUUUUAUAUCAAAGUGAGUCAGAUGUUUUCAAGUCCUGCAACAAGAGGGCUAGACAAUUUAUACUCUACUUAUAUUUCCACAUAGAGGUUAACAUAGCACCUUCAUAUCAUAUGGCCAAGAACCGCCACUGCUGCAAUUGCAGAAAAAUGCAAAAUGCAAAAUGUAAAAAAAGCGACCACAAUGGAAGUUACUGAUGCAAAAAAAGAAACCAAAGCCCACUGCAAAUAAAAAAAAGAAACGGUGCAGAUUAAAAAAAAAAAAAAAAAAAAAAAAAAAAUGAAAAAAAUAGUGGUGAUGGAAAAAAAAAAGUUACUUACUUUAAAAAUAAAAGAGUGCAAAUGAAAAGGGCUACAACAGAAGUGGGCUGCCAGGAACCAGUGAUGAUGAUGCACCGGUGUUUUACAAUCUAGGCUCAGAAGACGGAGGCGAGAAGACGAGCAAAGAAGUUAGUGGAAAGGCUUUUGUUUUAUUUCGCUUCGUGUGCUUUUCAAUGUGUCAUUUGGUUAGGCCAUGUUGUGCCUGAUUUGAAAGUUGAACUGAAGCUAACACUACACCGGCAUCCUUGAGUUCAACUUCAAAUCGACUCAGGCGCUACAUGGUCUAACCCAAUGACACAUUGAAAGUUCACGUAGUGACAUUAAUCAAUAACCUUUCCACUAGCUUCUUUGCUCGUCUUUUCGCCAUCUUUUUCUGUGACUAUAUCGUAAAACACCAGCACAUCGUCUUUGUUUUUUGGCAUCAGUAACUUCCGUUAUGGCUUCUUUUUUUUUUUCCUUCCUUUUAUUCAGGCAGUAAGUAACUUUUUUUAAUUUUAUUUUAGCAUUAGCACUUUUUUGCGUCGUUAAAUUCCAUUGUGACUUUUUUUUUUAUCUGCACCGUUUCUUCUUUUAUCUGCAGAGGGCUUCAAUUUUGUUUGUUUUUUUUUUGUUUUUUUUAUAUGCAUUAGUAACUUCCGUUGUGUUUUUUUUUUAAUCUGCACUUUUUUUAUUUAUUUACAGCGGGCUUCGUUUUUUUUUUUUUUUUUUUUUUUGUAUCGGUAACUUUUGUAGUGGCUUCUUUUUUUGCAUUCUUUUGUAUUUGCAGCAGUGGCAUUUAUAUUUAUUUAUUUAUUUUUGGAAUUCUUUUUUAUUUGCAGCAUUGGCAGUUCUUGGCCACCAUACCUUCAGCCACUGUUGAUAAACUUUCUGGAAGUAGGAACACAAUCUUGAACUUCUUUCCAUGAAGCUUUGAACACUGCCUAAGGAAUAACGCAUCUCUCUGUCUUUAUCUUUAUCAUUUUAACUCUUCACUUCUGCCUCUGAGUAAGUAUUGGAAUAUUUAAGCUAUGUUUAGUUAUUCCUAACUAUGUGAAGAAGCUAGCACUUUGACAAACUAUUACUGAAAUAUAAAUUAUUAUUUUUAUUCAGCUUUAAGUCGUUUGUGAGCCAGCCUCUUCAAAAAACUGCAGCUUUAGUUUACGAUCACUACCAAGGAGUAACGAAGUGAACGCGCCUUUAACGGUUACUAUCCCGCGUGCGCGAGCAAAUCGAAUAGUUAAAGGAAAAUCUCGAUUUUUUUCGGUUAAUACAGGGCUCUCAAGUUUUGAACUAAGCUUAGAGUGAGAUUUCCUUGGGGGGGGGGGGGUAGUAUAAUAAUCUAAUAAAUACAAUGGAGUAUGAGGGCCACAUUAAGAAAGAAAAAAACAUUUUUAAAUCUUUGAGAUUAAAGUUAUUAUUUAGGAGAAUAAAGUCAUUAAUGACUUUAAGAAUAAAGUAGUAAAGUUACCUGUUGUGGAGGAGAGUUGUUAAAAUCAGCACUGAGGAGCAUUUAGAUGAAUUGUACUUUAGUAUAGGUUUCACAGACAUGGAGAUACUUAAUCCUUUGGUAUAUCAGCAUUACACUGUCACGAGUAUCGGAACUUUAAAAAGAAUAUAUGAGAAAUGCUGCUUUUGUGGAGGGGAAAUGGCUGUACAGAGGCUAAAUUCAUCAAUGCAGCUGUUAACAGCAAUAGCAUAGGGCUUUAGUUUAUCAUAUGAGUUUAUCUGCCAUGAGGUGUUGAGGUCUCUGCAUGCAUUACUGACUUACUGUAAUCAUCGGGUCUUUCUCGUCCUUAUAAAAACCUGCUCUAUUUCAGCAAGUGUCUGUCUUCUUCUGUAGUCAAACCGCAAGAUAUCAAAAUCUAUCCGGAUACAGCAAUGCUGCUUUUUGAUUGGCUGUUCAGUAGAUAUACUUUAUUUGAUUGGCUUGCGCGUGGCACGCAGCUUCUGAACUCUCGGAGAAACUCCGUUGAUUUCCCCCUGUUCCAUAGUUAAAGAGGUGCAACUUGGUGGACAUCACCAUGUUCAUUUAAAUGCGUGAGAAAUACAAUGUGUGGCGUGUGAGCGUGUGAACAGGUGGGAAUCCGUGUGUCUCACGCUGAAUGCGUGAGACUUGAGAGCCCUGUUAAUAUUUACAGACAAAUCAUAGCCUUGACAACCAAAGCAGCUUUUCUCUCACCAGACAAAAGGCCACUCAUUUUAAUUUCAGAAAGCCGUUUUCUACGAGGGUUUUUCGAGUCAUAAAAACGAACUUUAUCGCUCCCAUCGACGCUAACCGUCAGUGACAGCAGCUAACGUUAAGCUACACCGAGUUCUGAUAUUUUAAAAUACAGACCAAGUAGUCACAUUCUGAGACUUUUAGGAAACUCACCUCGGUUUUGAAGACAUUUGAAGACUCUCCAGGGAUCCUAAAACUUAUCCAAGUCGACUAAAGUAAAAUCUUUAUCUGCUGGAGCGCAGAGACGAUGACAGAGUGAAGUAGCUGUGACCCAAACAAACAUGGCUGCCGGAAAUUACGUUCUAAAUGCGCGCUCAUUGCGUGAAAAAAAGUUUUUUAAUUAAAAGAAAAUAAUAAGGAAAACAGAUGCAUGGAUUUAUUGACAAAUCACAUUUUUGAUUACUGGGGAUAAAUAAUUAAACAAAGUCAAUCAAUUACAAGAUUUAAAACAGUGCAGAGGCAGUAUCUUCUGUAUGUUUGUUUGUUUGUUUUUCAUGCAUUCUUCCCACCCAAAUGCAAAUGAAACCUCUGAUUUUUGUCUGUUUGUAACGUAUGUUAAUGUUACUGUAGAAUCUGGUUAUUUACAGACACAUGACUCUACCUGAUAUUUGUCCAAAGUAAAGGCCGACAAGAAGAAAAUCAAAAGUCAGCACCUUUUAUUCAAAUUCAAAUUCAACUUUAUUUGUAUGGCACUUUUCAGACAAAAACAAAUGUAGUUCAAAGUGCCUCACAGAGGCUAAAAACAGCAAUUAAACAACAAUAAAACCUGAGCCUCCCACCCACACAGACACACAUGGACCCACACACACACAAGCGCACACAGAGUGAGAAUUUAAAAUACAUUGUAAAAGAGACAUGGCCUGACACAGACACAUGACAUGAGGAAAGAGCUACCGUUAGGAAACACUGGAGAUAAAAGUUAAAAAAUUUAAAAAAAACAAAUAAAUGAAAAAUGGUAAAAAGAAAGACUAAAACCUGAUGGACUAAAACAAGAAAAGAAAAUAAAUGAACAAAUAAGUAAGAGCUCUUUACCAUAUAUUUAGAGAUAAUUAAUAAGAUUACAUAAAAGAAACACUAAGAACAUUAUCACAGUUAUACCUGUUUGUGGGCCCUGUUCAUGAACUUCAAUCAGCCUCUGUGGGUCAUCAGGCCAAAGGCAGGGAGGUCAGAUGUCAUGUUGUGCUCAACAGGUUCAGAGGGUCACCUGGUACUUUUUGUGCCUCUGGACAUAGGAGGCUGUCACACAAAGAAAGCUCAUCUGUGCACAGACAUGUGCUUCACACUGACCCCUGUGAUGUAGACCUCCCACAAAAAUAUUUCUGACGAUACAAGAGUCCGUGACUCACCUUCUGACUCAAGAAAAGACAAAUAAAAACAGGAAGGUGAAAAUGAGUAACCCACUUCGUUAUUAAGUUUGGUAGUAAAGAGUUGCAUUCAGGAGAGUUUUUGUUGACACUGUUAUAGUCUUGGCCGUGUGUUUUCCACUUUUCAGCAAGGUGUGUGGUGGAAUCCCUUUGUUUCCUCUGCUCCAUUUCUGUGGUUUCCAGCAGCCCGUCAUACUUUCACAUCAGCCCAUUUAGGAUACAGAGAAAACCCCCAACCAAGCCGUAAACCCCCCCAGGCUAGCAGAGGCCCCAGAAGGACCUGUCUGAACAUGCACCUGCCAAGCCCUGCUGCUCGCCACUGCACUGCUGCUUGUCUUGUCCCCUGCAGCAGAUUCCCCCGGCAUUCUGCCUCUGUGGAGGUCUGUGCGUCUGCUGCUCCCUCACUCGGUUGAGACACGUCGCUCGUGGCUUCCGAGAAGUGAGGCAGAGCGGGUAGGAUCAGCGUGGCACACAUGUGGGCUGCAUGCAUGCGUCUGCGUGUGUGUCUGUUUGCACGAUACGCCUCAUAACCCCUCAGGGUUAAGACUCUCAUUAGCACCUAGCCAAAAAAGAUAUCCCUUUCAUCUCAUCUGUCCAUAAGGAUCAAGCAAGGCACAUCCUUUGCAAACAAAGACAAAUUGGCUGGCAGAUCCACAGCGUGUAGUCUAAACAUGCUGUGUCCACCACAAAGUCCCUUGUGGUUAGAUAAUUGAUUCCAUCAGAAAUCCCAAAUCCAGCUUGUGGGCAAGCAGUUCAGCUGUCCUGAAUAGAACUUGAAAUGCAGCAGGAGUUGGCACACAGUCUAAACACAGAUAUCUCAUUUGGACCGGAGAGAUUUUCCUUUGAGUUGAUCGGGAGACGUUGGGGUACUUGUCACACCAGGGUAAAACUGCAAGCUCCAUGCAUGGCAUCAUAGACCCUGCUCAGUCCCAUGACUGAGAGAUUAAUAGGCAGCAACCGAGCUAGCAGACAGUGUAAUUAAGGUCCUUAGUCACCCAGUCACCAGACAGAGUGAAGUCAGCAACACUUGAACUCGGUGAUGUUGGUGGGAUUGGCGGAUGAGCUAAUGUGGCUGCUUCUGCUUGGGUAAACUCAAGACAAAAACAUUAAUGGAGAUUGAUGAGCGCUAUCAUAUUUCUAGAUCUGCAUGGGAACAUCAAAUUGGGCAAAAUAUUUGGAUAUGAAAGAUGAGACUUCAUUUUCCUUGUGUGUACUGUUGUUGUCCAGUAGUUAAUGUCAAAGUUUCCAUUAAAUCUGAGCAGAUGUUGGAUUGGUUUAAUCACAUCUCGCACUGGUCGCUGAUUGAUACCUGAACACCAUUAUGUGGCCCUUUAAUGACAAAAAUUGGUCUUUCUGGUACUUUUAAUGACCUUUAAGAGCCCUCGACUAGAAACAAAAAGAUGUUUUACAAUAAAUCUUUCAUUGAGAGGAUGCAGCGUUGGUUAGUUCUUGUAAUUUAGCCUCCUUUGAAACAUGCUCCUAAAUUUUAUGUCCAUUCUUUAUGCACUUGGAUUUAAUGUGACUUUGUUUGAAUAUGAUGCAUUUUACUCUACUGUCUUCUGUAAACCCUGACUAAUAUCUCUGAUAAGACAUUUGCUCUAUGCAGAUUGGAUUGGAUUCUAGAAAAUACAUUUCAUCAACUGACUCUGAUCAAAAGAAGAGUAACAAGAAAAUUCAUGAGUUGCAGAUAUUCAAAAAUAUAUUUGAAUUGUUGAAGAAAAUCUACUUCUCCGUUGUUUUAAGUUUGUCCAACCAGACGUCUGUUUCAUGGGAACUGUGUCUCAAAAUCAAGAGGCUGCAAUCAUCCAGGAUUUCGUACUGAAACAUGAGAGCUGUUUGUUGUAUUUGAGUGUGAAUCAGAAAGCUCACACCAACAAAACAAGCGGCUUAUAGCUGCUUAUGCGAUCAUCAUCCAUUAAACCAGCUGUAGAAGCAAAACAAACUCAGCCUCAUGUCUCAGAGUAUAAGCCCCGCUGGCAAACUUUGAUACCUGUGAUCCUGCUGCAACAAUGCUCACCUGAGAUCAAAAACUGAGCGUACAGGGAGGAGGGGGGCCGGGUUGUUUUAGGUGGAGGCAGGGUUUAGCCGUAUGCAGAAAGCAAAAGCGCACAUGAGCUGUGAACCUAUCUAAGAGGGGAUUUUUUCUCCCUGUGACUUCAAUGGUUUGACUUUUGUGUUGGGGUGGGGCUCUGCGCUGCACUCAUCUGUCAGAGUCAGUGGCUGCUGUGAUUGGGUUGCGCCCUGCGGGGGUCCUGAGGUCAUCCUGAGUGGCGCUCUGAUCUGAUCAUCGUCAAUUGUUCCACCGUGAUCCUCUCAUGGCCUCCAGCGCCACGUUGUCGGCCCAGACUCGGCUAAGUGUUGGAAAGUCUGGUAGAGCUCUUCGUGCACACCUUCCAAACCCCGUGAACACCCAUAUCACACCCUGAGACUGCAGAGCAAUCAUCUCCAGAGAAUGAAGACCUGCACAGAAGCACGUUUUUGUCGGAUAAUAACUUUAAUAAAAAAAUUGGAGUCUGACAUCUCGCAGUAAUUGCAUGAGCUCCUGGAAGAAACCGUACAGUAGUGUUGGAGCUUGUCAUCACAAAGAGCGUGUUGUAACACGGACGUGGCAAACACCUCAUCGCUCCGCUUUUUUAUUUCAAGAGAAAUAAAAAGCAAUUAAAAUUAAUUACCUGAGUGAAACUAUAAUGGUUUCUGGCAUCACAAACUGAUCCUGACUGUCUUGUUGUGAUGAUUAAUCUUUGUUUAGGCACAUCUCCAUGAGGAACAUUGAUUCAGAUGUGCCGUUUUCAUCCAUCAGCAGCGAGCUCAGCUGAAAAAAAAGAAAAAAUCAGUUGCAGAGACAAAACCGCAAAUUAAUAAAGGAUCUGCAGAGGUGUUUUCAUGCAUUUGAAUAAGUAUGUGGGGGCUUUUCCCAAACCGAGCAGACAGGUUCUUGUGUGUUAUCUGUUCGAUCAGCAGAUCUGUGUACGCAAACAUGUGGAAACACUUUGAAAGUCUGCAUUAAUCGUCUGCAUCCUUGCCCUGAAGUGAGCCCAUCAGCCUCGUGGAAGAAAAGAUGGAAAAAUAAACAGAAGCUCUCAAUAUAAACUUUAUUAAACAGAUAAGUCAAUCAUCACACUGCCAAAGAGGAGAUGAAAUGAGCGCUGACGUCCAAUCUCAAGAAGAAGAAAUGGCUUUUAUAAGAGGUUGCCUAAAUUCCUCUGUGGUCACUCUCAGGGUGAGACGCUUGUUUUGUUUAGAUUUUGGCCAUCGGCUAUCUUCAAACAAUACUUAACGUUGACUUAAAACACUCCUAAGGUUAAUAAAUCAAUCAUGUUUUACAAAUAAUGAAAGGAACAAAAUCAAUGCUUUGCUCAGGGUAAAUAGUUGUGAAAUGUAAGUUUGACGAUUCCUUCCUUUCAUGGUUGUUUCAGUUUUAUUUAUCUGGAAAUCGAUUUAAGUUUCAGAGUGAGUUGGAAUACAGGGGUGCCAGUAGUCCAUGUUAGGGUGCCUCAGGGUGCUACAGUCCUGGUCGCUGAAUCGCAUAGAAAACUAAGCACAGUGGUUGAUGUUCACCUAUUAAGUAAAAAUGUAACAUCACGUCAAAACAGCACCGACCCGAAGCCAUGAGAUCGGUGUCUUGCGUGGCAUUUCCAUCUCCUCCAACAUUUGUCUUUUCCUCUUUGCAAUAAUUCCGUAUGAUCAGCUUUAACUCCAACAUAACACACAAGGAUGACAUGCAGAGUUGUGCACAAAUAAGCAGAUCAGAAACUGUCAAUAUGGCAAACAGAGGAAUCUUACUUACAGCUGGCAUUUUAAAGCAAAGUCCUGCAGAUGUGCACAAGUAUGUAGUGUUCACAGCAUUGGUGUAGCUAUGGCGAAGGGUCAACACUGAAGUUUGAGAAAGAAAUUGGGCCGACACGUUGGAAAAGGAUUGGGAAAAAGAACAUUUUAUCUAAUCCCUACCUCCUCAUACAUAUUCCAUAUUAACGUACAUCUCAAACACCAUUUUUACAGUCCUGUUUCUAUUUCAUUCUAUCUAAAAGUAUCAAACUUAUUUUACCCCCUCUGUCCGUCUGUCUCAGGUCCCUGGCCCUUGGGCAGCAAUACUCAUCUCUGGGUUCCCAACCCAUCCUGUGUGGAUCCAUCCCCGGUCUCGUGCCCAAGCAGCUGCGAUUCUGCCGCAACUACAUCGAGAUCAUGCCGAGCGUCGCCGAAGGUGUCAAGCUGGGGAUCCAGGAGUGCCAACACCAGUUCAGAGGCCGCCGAUGGAACUGCACCACCAUCAAGGACAACCUGGCUAUCUUUGGUCCCGUGCUGGACAAAGGUAACGCGCCUACAAGCUGCGUAUGUGGAGCAUUUGAGGCGAACGGUGUGAACUAAAUGAUUGAGUGAUUGCUGCCAAACAACGCGUAACCUCUUAAAAGUAUGUUGUAUAGGUGAGGCUACUGCAAGCUCUUACAAAACAUAGCAUUAAACAGUUUCCCCCCUCGGGCUCGGCACUGGCUGUUCUCUCGGCCUCUGCUGACAAAUGCUUAACUGGGGCAAUUACAAUAAUAUACACCUUUCCUGGCUGCAGUGAGAAAUGAGCGCAGGUACAAGCACUGACACAUUAUUCAACCGUCAUCCAUCUCAAACGUCAAUAUCGCAUUUGUCUUCAGAGUCAGUCACGAGUUUUUCCUCUCAGUUUGCCCGACCGUGUUUACACUCUCUUACAUGAAAGAGGGUCAGCGUGCUAAAUCUAUCAACACUACCUGACACGCACAGCUGAUAUACUGGAGCCAUCCGUCAGACGCUUCACACGCAGAAUACUAAUUGUAAGAUAUCCAGACGCUAACUUUGUCCUUUAAAAAAAACAAUCCUGCUCAAACCUGACAGCGGGACACAAUAGGCACAGGUGUCCUGCUCAAGGCUCGGCCGUGCCAAAUUAUAAAGGUAGGAGUUUGUGUGUCGAUAGCACGGCUUCUGAUUGGAAAUGAAUCACCCCGUGUGUCAGAGGGGAGGGAAUCCGGGCAGAAACGGGCAGUGUGAGCAGUCCAAGCUCCUCAGUCAAAUAAAAGGGAGAAGGGAGGCCAAAUGAGAUUACGGGCAAUAGAAAAGGGCCGGGGGGCUCCGCUCAACCCCUACUGUGCAUGAAGACCAGUGCGUGCCUCACACAGUCCAGCUCCCACGGACGCCCCAUUCACACGCCCUUUUGACUCUGUCAUGAAAACAGGCUGAAAGGGGAUCUCUCAGACCCUAGCCCGGGUGUGCACUUUGGGAAAAGUAAGUGAAGGAAGGAGGGAAGGAAGGUAGGAAGGAAACAGAGAGUCUCCCUUUGGAAAAGUUUGAGGACGAGAAGGCAGAGCCACCAAUCGCCACCACCAGCCACCUUCUGCUGUCCAUGGUGGGUGAUGCCUGGAGGAAGCGGGGGUUGAGGUCCUGUGGUGGGUGGUGGUGUAUGGGAUUUCAGCUCAGGGUGUUGGCAGAGGGGUGGCUGGAGAGAGAGAGGGGGGCUUGGGUGGUGGGGUUAGGGAGUUUAGGGAAUGCCAGCUCCGGGCAGAGUGGGGCUGUGGGGGCGCGAGUCGCUGGGCCCUUUGUGUGGAUAAUACAGUGUGACACAAGGGAAACAAAGGCGGAUUGAUGGGCCCAGCAGGUAGCAGGAGCAGCACUAGCCUUGGCUAACAGCCAGAGCUCCAGGGGCCCAGGGCUCACAGGCCCCUGUUGUGGAGGGCACAGCGAGGCUUGCCAGGGCGAGCGAGGAUGCCGAACCUGAGGACUGAGUGUUAUCCAAUCACAGAGGGAUUCGCUGCGGACCAGAACUUUGACUAAGAAGGACGGGGGAGGAACAGAGGCUUGUUAGUAUUUGGCUUUUUAGAUUUAACAGGAUAUUUCUUCAAUUAAACUUUUUUUUUUAAAACUGAAGAAACUUUUUUUUAAAUUAAGGACCAUGUCACAUGACCCUCCUGAGCAUUCACCUUUUUGUACGACAUCCAACAAAGUCCCGAACUGUUCGAUACAGAUGGUGCUUCUUCAACUGUUGCUGCUCCAGCUUUGCAUCUGAGUGGUCAACCACAGGUAGUUAGGUCCAACUGCAGGCCCUGAUUUAUGAUAUAAUUAACCAACAGUUUGGAUUGGAUAUCUGCACCGAUAUUGACAAAUUAACUGGAUCGGAUAACGGAUGAUUGAUGCCGAUCCAGCGUUCCGAUCCAGUCUUUUUUUUCUUCCUUUUAAUACAUUGAAGUCUUACUUCUUUUUGCUGUGUGCAAAAUGCGCAAAUUCGUUAUUAAAAUGAAGUAAAUUUAUAUCGGUGUUAAUUUGUUACCUUUUUUCAACAAGGCUAAUGUCAAGUCUGAUGCCUUCACUCACAAGUCAAGGUAUACAGUUCAUUCAUUCCACAGUAGGAUUAGAUUGGAAUCGGAUAUCAGCCGAUACAUUCAGCCCAGGUAUCGGUUUCGGAUUGGAUCAGAAAAAAUGGAUCGGUGCAUCUCGAACCUCAAGAUUAACCUCAAAAGAGACUUGAAACGAAUGUUCGAGAUGGUAAAAGUGUGAUAAAGAAAAAAGACUUGCUCUGGACAGAACUGACUUUUUCAGCCGGUGGAUGUACCCCACACUGACCCUCUGAAAUAAUGCGGUUAUUUAUUUUACUGCCACCUCUAAAUGUCAUAUUAAGACACAUCAAAAUAAAAGAAAAUAAUUCACAGAAGAGUAAAAAGGUUAUUCUUGUUCUGUGUCUUUGCUCACAGAAAAAUGAAAGAUCCGAAUUUGCGACUCGAUUCAAGCCAAACAUCUGUAAGCUUUGUCUUUUCCUUAUAAAGUCAUAUAAUUGGGUACUGAAAGACUUAUUGGCAGUUGAAUUGAUGAGGAAUUCCUGGCUUUAAUAGACAUUGUGGUCUGUAAAAUAUGGGUUUAAUACUCUGGUUGUGUUCAUACAAAUUUUAAAAAUCCCGCAAUAGUGAAUACCAGAAACCACAGAGCGCUCUUAAAAAAGAAAGGCACUGCUUAAGGACGGCUCUGUGUGUGUGUGUGUGUGUGUGUGUGUGUGUCUGUUUCAGAGCUAUCCCAGUGUAAUAGGUGAGCCACGGUAAGUGUGCUGUGAUUGUGAAACAAUGGUGUCUGGUUACAUAAUAAGCAGUUGUGUUCAAAGGAGGCGUAACUCCAUCCCUGAGCGUAGAAAAGAAACAGGCCGACACACUGUUAGGUUUCACCAGAGGGCCUUAGGCUCCGAGAAGGGACGGGUGAGAGAGGAGGGGAGGGGUGACAACAUUCCUGAAACACUAUCCAGAUGCAAAGCAGCACACCUCAGGGAUGACAGGGGGGUCACUGAGAUCCUGCUGAGAGCAAGGCUCUGCUGACACAACCACAAUGGGCUGAUGUCACUGUAGGGACUCGGCUUUUGGCUCCCUUCAUGUGUCCUACAUUUGCCUCCUCGCUGCUCCUCUUGAUUGUAAAUACAAAGAGCUUUGAGUUAGGAGUGGGUUCACAGACGUAUGUGCCGUCUUGAAGAUGAAACUUGUUAAAAGGUUGUAGCUCAGAGGUGUGCCUUUCAACAAACUGACUCAGAUUGACACUCUCCAUCCUUCUGUCCUUUUUCAGCAACCAGAGAGUCGGCCUUCGUCCACGCCAUCGCUUCUGCAGGCGUAGCGUUUGCGGUGACUCGCUCCUGCGCCGAGGGGACGUCCACCAUGUGCGGCUGCGAUUCCCACCAUAAGGGUCCUCCAGGGGAGGGCUGGAAGUGGGGCGGCUGCAGCGAGGACGCAGAGUUCGGCGUGCUGGUGUCCAGGGAGUUUGCAGACGCCAGGGAGAAUCGUCCAGACGCUCGCUCAGCGAUGAACCGACACAACAACGAGGCGGGACGCACGGUAAACAUUUCAACACAACAUUAAGGCUACGUUCACAAUUCGGAUUUUUUGUUAAAUCCAAUCUUUUUGUGCAGUCGUUCAUAUUACAACAACGAAUGCGGCAUCUAAUGUGAACGGAAUGCGUCCAGCUUGAACUGACCGGUCUCCCCAAAUAUUUAUCAAUUCUAAUGUUCCUUUUUUUCGCCACUGGCUGUUCUCCGUUCCCUCGUCCGCCGUUGCUUUCCGCGCCUGUUUGUGUUGUCGAACAAUGGUGACGUUUGUCGCAUAUUGAUGACGUAUAGAUCAGAUGAACGUGACCGUGGUAGUGCUGAAAUUUUUUGUUGUUGUGUGAAAAAUAUAUGUGCUCAUUUUGAAUCUGAUGCCGUCAACAUGGGGACACAUUUCACAAACUAGGAGAUCGAGCCAUCCAGAUUAACCUUAACUGUCUGCAGCCUUUUGUAACGAGAUUUGAGAUAAGAAGAACUUUAUUUAACCCUCUGAUCUUUAUCUGAUAUGAUGUACAUAAAUUAUGACAUCUAUGUUUUUUUUUUUAAAUUUUACAUUCAGGAACAUGAUUCUGAAAUUGUUGAACUAUUUGCACAUGCAGUCUGUCACACAGUGGUGAACCUCUUCCUCUCUGAAUGUCCUUUUUAAAAUAUUAUAACUGAACCUUUCCACUGAGCAACAGACGGCUAUUAGACAUCUAGUUUUUUUUAGACCGAAUUUCAACCGUCGAGAUUCGGUGUAUUUUAAGACAGAAUUUAGACGUUGCACUUCAACCCAUUAUUUUAUAACUCUGAGUUGCAUAACUGAUCUCCAAAUACUUAAUCAAAAUAAUUAUGAUAGCUGUUGAGCGAUAUACAGUGUAGUAUAGAUAUAGCCCAGAUUCAGACCUGGUCUAAACUUGGUCUAAAUAUAGACAUCUAAAAACCAUUCAUUUUUUAAACUGUGGUAGCCUGAUUUUAGACAAGUCGUCUAAGCUACAUUUAGACGUCUAUUAGACCUCCUUUAGACCAAAAAAUGCUCAGUGGGUAAUUAGUUCAGAGAUGUGUCUCCAUGUUUUUCAGUGUUUUGCUGAUUCAGUGUAAACUGUUUUGAAAAAUGUUGCUGGCAUCAAAUUCGAUACGAGCGCAAAUUUUUCAUAAAGCACUAAAAACAUAACUUUUAAAUCUAAUAUAUUAUGUUUGCACUGUUUUUAAAGGAUCAAAAUGAUUUGAAAUGAUCUUUUUUUAUCAAUAUUUGACGCAGCGUCUGUCUGUUUUGGAAAUGGGCUUUUAUACAAUCCCCGUCUUUGUGCUAAAACGUGCGUGUUUUUCAUCAGAGUUUACCAAAUGGCAAAAAUUAACAGACACCGGGACAUGACACCCAUGUGUGAAAGCUGAAAGCCAAGACUGCAGACAUUAAUCUGCAGCUGUGACGUCCUCCAGUCUUCUGGGAUGGUUUCCAACAAGAUUUUGGAAUCUGGCUGCAGGGAUUUAGUCCCAUUCAGUCUCGAGAACAUCAGCGAGGUCCAAUACUGAUGUGACAAAGCCUGGCUCACCAUCUGUAAUCCAGGUCACCCAAAAGGUGCAGAAGUCAGGGUUUAAGGUCCUCCCCGUUUACGUACGUUUGUAUGAAUCCUCAUUGAGUAAGUUUCUCACUUGUAUUCAACAGCAUGAUGCCAAAUUAAAGAGUUAAAGAAUCAAAGAUGAAAAUAUAAAACAUGUAAAAAUGAUGAAAAUAAAGCGUGAACCUGAAUCCUCGGUUUCAGACAGGUACGAAUCCAGGUGUAAGAAACUCCGUAGUUCAGGUGACGCGGCCUCAAGAGCUCAGAGUUCACCUGUCUUUAGACGUGUGGUUGUGUGUGUGUGUGUGUGUGUGUGUGUGUGUGUGUGUGUGUGUGUGUGUGUGUGUGUGUGUGUGUGUGUGUGUGGCACUGACAGCAGGUUUAGCAUUUUCGACCUGAGGGGGUGAGCUGAUGAGGAAAGGUGAAUUAGUUCAGCCAUGUAAUGCUGUAAUAAGUGAAGCUAAGAAUUUUGGGAUCCUGGAUCUUUUACGCAACAAGGAGCCAGUGGAGGAGUCCGGGUUCAGGGGAGCGAUGAGAGCCGAGAGAGGUUUACGGUGCAAGUUUGCAAACAUAAGUCCAUUUUUAAAACCUGUCUAAAAACCCACUUUUACUCCUUGGCUUUUGACCCAGCAUGAGACGGCAUAAGUUUUAUUGCUUUUUAUUAUAUUAAAAAAAACUAUUUAUUGUUGUUUUAUGUUUGUAUGUUCUUAUGUACAGCACUUUGUGGCAGCUUUGGUUGUAUUUAACGUGCUCUAUAGAUAAAGUUAAGUUGCGUUUAGUUGAGAUAAGUUAUGUUAAAGAAGUGUGUGCAUAAAAUACUCAUGUGGUUAUAUGAUACACAUCAAUCAAUCAAUCAGAUAUGAGCAGAACUUCAUUAAAUCAAGGAAAACCCUGAUUCAUGUGCAAGCAAGCAGACAAAAUACAUAAUAAAAAUAAUAAAUAUAAUAUAAAAUAAUAAUAAUCAAUAUGAAAAAUAAAAAAAAGACCAAAAAGAGAAGUGAGUAAAGUGAAAAAAAAUGAAAAGUUAAUUUAGCAAAAUAAGGAAAGGAAAUAAAAGGAUAGGAAAACAGAAUAAGAACACUUAAAAUAGAAAUGUACAAGAUAAGAUAAUAAAGCACUUAAGAGUCAGUCAGAAUAAGAUACAAGAAUAAGAUAAAACUCAGUUAAACAGACUAAAACUGAAGGUUCAUUAUUAAAUAAGUAAAUAGUUAAACUCGCUCUCUUUCUAAUUUGCUUCAGUGGUUUCACUGACACCUACCCUCUCAAACUGGUUUUGGGAGUUUAAAAAGUGGUCGGUCUCCUUACUUUUACUCUUGUUUGCUUUUGUACGUCACAAAAAUGCAUCACUGUGAAUCUCAGUGAAUUUCCUAAAUGUUUCAAAACUCUUUUAAAGCUCAAACAGCAGCUCUCCUCUCCUCUCCUCCUGACUGAACAAAGUGCUAAAAGAUCGAGGACUCACUUAUUCAUGAAACCUCGGCUUAUUUAAAAUCCCUUCUCCUUCACAUUAAUACUUACACUCACCACAAACUCAAAUAUAACGACUUAUUCUCAGAAAGUUUCUACUGUAUUCUGGUAAAUCUGAAUCCUCACUCUCAGAGUCCCUUCUGAAACACGGCCCCAGGACCGAGUCGUCAUAAUUCUCAGCGCGCUGAAAGUGCAAUUCAUCGCAUGAAUUAAACAAACCUCAGCACAAGUCGUGCUUUGAACGGUCGCCCGAGGAUAAAACUGUUCUGAUGCAGUAAACAAUGGACAAUCAGCUUCUUGUCUCCUAAAUAAAAAGGCGAGGAGGAUUUUCUUCUUCGUCAUUUAACCGUUUGAGGUUACUAAUCGUUCAUUUGAUGGCCGUGGAUUUGGAGUCUGACUUGUCUGCACAUUUCUGGGUUUCCACUGAAGAUGAGCUCUUAACUUUGACUGACUGGUUAAUCACUCAUCCCAGCAGCACCUCUCCUCCCCCUCUGCCCCCUCACACCUUGCUUUUCAUGCCUUGCAUCCCAAUGAAAAAUUCCCUGCCAGUCAAAUAACCCGAGUGAGUUGAGGGGAAAAAGAAGGAAAUCUGCUCCGACUUAAAACAUCACUGGCUGCUGUCACCGCUCGGAGAAAAACAGACUCCCCGGUUGCUCGCUGAGGGGCAAAUGAAGGACCACACGGCAACAAGCAGGCCUUUGAAGUGAGCACACAGGAGCAGAGUGAACAGCAGCACUGUCAGGAGUUUCGCUCAUAUCCACCUGGCCCUCUCACGCUCUUUUAUUUGGCCCCCGGGGGCCUCUGGGACUUGAUGUUGGCAUGACAAGCUCACAAUGUGAUGUCACUAGUCCAAUCUCCCCCUCCUCACCCAGAGGUGCCCCAACCACCUGCCUUCCGCCGCAGCUGGGGGAAUUCUGCAGCUAAAUAUAGCUGUUGAAUUAAAGCACAACAAAAUCAAAACACAAAGGUAAAAGGUGCCCCGCGGCGGCACAGUCAUGCUGUGAGCCAGUGACUUCAGAGGGAAUUAGCAGCAGCGCAGAGCCUCUGUACUUCACAGCUGCAUGACACUUAGAUAAAUUGCAGCCAGUGGCAUAGUGUUUUUCUUGGCCCGCUCUGCGAGUCUUUAGUGGUUUUGUAAGUCUGGGUAACUGAAUUUCCUGUAAAUUUCUGACCAUAAAAUUCCAAGAGAUCUUGCUUGGUGGUGAAUGACUUUGACUGCCCUGUGAGCAGUGAGUCAUCAAAUUAAGGCCUCCUCAUUUUGGUCGAUUAAAGAGAUAAUCCACUCAAAAGCUCGUUUUUCUAAUAUUGAAUUUGGCAACACAUUGAAUGGCAAAAAAAGCCUUAGACACGACCUAACUACGAAACCAUCGUACUUUCUCAAAACGAGAGGUUUCAAGGGAUUUCUGGCCAAGAAAAAAUGCACUCUAGAAAACUUCCAGGGAGCAUAUUUUUACACCAACGGAUCGGUCGCACUAAAGGAAUUUGGAAAAAUCUCAGGACUGAAGUUCUUUUGCACCGUCAUCAUCGAGUUCUUCUGGCGCUUAUUCUGCCAGGCUUUGAAUCUGUGUACCGCUCUGUUUAUCCCUCAUUGUAUUGAAGGAAAUCCAAUUUCAUUUACUGGCUUUAAACAUUGAUGGAGUGCAAAAUAAAUCAGCGUGUCGUCGGCAUAGCUAUGAAAAGCAAUGCACAAGUUGACCAAUAGUGGUCCAAAAAUUGAACCCUGUGGGACUCCACAUGUCAUGGUGUCCAGGAUUAAGCAGAUUUAUGGACAUCAAAUGACAAGAUAUAGUUUGAACCAACAGGGAUAGUCCAUCAAGAAGGACUUAAAGGGUUCACUGUAUGAAAUACUACACUAAAAAACAGAUCUUUGAUGUGACACAUGUAUCGCAGUGUUCUGGACAAAACCAUUUACAAUAAGUGACCCAUUUAGUCCAGCCAUUAGAACCAAAGUGAAAUCACUGUGUCAUCUGGAUAACUGUGAUACGCAAUAUCUUAGUUUUAUAUUCUCUGACCUGAGAGGUAGUUCAGGUGAAAUAGAAGUGGUCCAAGAAUUGAACUCUGCGGGAUUCCUCAUGUUGUAAUAAUCCACUUAUUGCUUUGUCGACAACAACUUAUCUAAUCCAAUAAAUACUGUUUGAAACAGACCCAACUACUCUUCCAGUUUGUUAAAAGGUAUUGUGGUUCACAGUUUCUAAAGUUGCUCUUGGCUCAAGCAGUGCCAGAAACAGGAAUAUACCCAAAUCAGAGCCUGAACAGAUGAACAGAUCACCUCAAGGGGUGCUGUCAGAGUGGUUAGCCUUUAAAGGGAUUUUCUGGCGUAAAAUUAAUUUAGGGUAACACCAAGUUAGACACCCCAAUGAGAGAUGAAUGUUGCCGACCGCUUGCUUCUCUAGUUAAACCAACUUUAGUAACGACCGCAGGAUAGAAAUAUACAGCGGCCUGAGGAGCCAUAAACAAACCACAACAAAACGCCACUCUAUAGCCACAAAUAACGCUCAGAACAGCACCUAACUUCAUCAACAGGACAUAUAGAGUCCCAGCCAUAGUACUAGACACCAAACAUCUUUUUAACUUUGACUCAUUUCUUUAGUAAAGAGACUAAACACAACUCACCUACUCUCUUCCAGCAGCCGCUUGUUUGUAGAGAGACCUCAGGCCAGUCCAUUAUGGACUACAGUGGGGUGUCACAGCUCAAGGAAGAACAUUUAUGAUCAUUUCUUCAUGGAAAUACAAUCAGAGACGCUAAGGCAGAAGAGCUAACGCGUCUGCAGUGCAAAAUGAUUAAUAUGGUGAUUAUUACUUCAAGUUAAUCGAAAUCUAUACAAAAGGCCCUGUGAAAUUAGAAAGGUGUUCAGCUGAGUCAAGUUGCUGUCUUCGUUGAUUUGCCCUGUAGGAAGUGUAUUCAGACAAACAAAAAAGGCUCUAGAAUCGAACCUUGCGGGACGCCGCAUCAUAUUAAUAAACUUAGAUUUAACGGUUACAAGAAAAGCACAAAAGAAGUAAUUCUGACUCCUUGAAACUGAUCGUUUAAGUGUCUUCUGUUUUCCACAGACCAUCCUGGACCACAUGCACCUGCGCUGCAAAUGUCACGGCCUGUCAGGAAGCUGCGAGGUAAAGACAUGCUGGUGGGCACAGCCCGACUUCCGCAUGCUGGGCGAUUAUCUGAAGGACAAGUACGACAGCGCCUCGGAGAUGGUGGUGGAGAAGCACCGCGAGUCCCGGGGCUGGGUGGAGACGCUACGAGUCAAGUACAACUUCUUCAAACACCCCACCGAGCGAGACCUAAUCUACUACGAGGGCUCGCCAAACUUCUGCGAGCCAAACCCGGAGACCGGCUCGUUCGGGACGCGUGACCGAGCCUGCAAUGUGUCGUCGCACGGCAUCGAGGGCUGCGACCUGCUGUGCUGCGGCCGCGGCCACAACACCCGGACUGAGAAACGCAAGGAGAAGUGUCACUGCAUCUUCCACUGGUGCUGCUACGUCAGCUGUCAGGAGUGCGUGCGCGUGUACGACGUGCACACGUGCAAGUGAGAAACGCCUUUGUAUGUGCUCUCAGAAAAACAGACUGCUGGACUACAAGUACUUCCCACCCGACGUUCCCUGCAACUCCCCGCCUCUUGCUCCCGCACGACUCCCUUACUUCUCCAAAACACAAAAUCAUAUUCAUCGGCACAAACUCAGGCCCUAAUGGGUGAUGGCACAUCAGUCAUGGAUACUUCUUUACCUUUUUUUGUAGAACCAGUCUCCAAAACCACUUUAUUUCCAUAACUGACCAUGAAAUAUGGAAAGAAGCUCGAGUUGUGCCACUUUCCCCUUGUUCCCUUCCCUGCAGCAUUGGACCACCACCACCACCACCAUCGCCGCCGCCUUGUCCUUCACCACCACUCCCCUCCCUUCCUGUCUUUAUUUAUUUCCCCCUCCAUGCCAGCACAAUGUUUAUGGCAUGUACAGUAACACUUUUUACCUGUGAGAUUAAUGCAGUAAGAAAAAAAAAAAAGACUCUCUUUGCUUUUGAACAAAAAGCGUCUUCUAACUAACACCUCACUUCUCCGGCUUGUCUGGCUGGUUUACCUUUUUUGUUUGUGUUAUUUUAUUUUAAACUAAACCAACCUCUACAACCGUCACUUAGUCUUAAGUGAAACUGAACACAGCCCCAGGAAACCAUCACUUUGUAACUACUGAACUGAACUGAACUGAAAACAGCAGGCAGGUGUUGGAAGCUGCCUCAGUCCUGUCUUCUUCUUCUUCUUCUUCGUCUUCUUCUUCUCUUUUUUUUUGUAAACUACUGAGCUGAUGAAAUCCUCAGUGUUGCUGACUGACUCUGCCGCACCAGUCAACCGGGGAGCCUGGAAGAUAUAUGCUACAGCCUGAUUUUAUAGCCCUGCAUUUCUGAAAUAUUACCAUCGGGCUGGGACUGGAGGUAUGCAGCAUGUGUGUGAACAAGCAUGCUCAUUCCACUAACUAACAAACGUAUGCACUAUUCAGUUAGACGGAGCUCCAGGUGGGGAAGAUUUGAGCAUUGUUCAUGCAAGAAAAAUCUCUUUUCCUUUGCAAGCUAGCUGUUUUUAUGAAUAACGACUCUGAGGGUAAGAUCGACCUGUAAAUUGCUCAUGAGUGUAACGCAUCAGUCACAUCGUUUCAGUCUGAGGGGUAUGAUGGAAAACAACCCGGCGUUUUCAUUCAAGCUUUAGCAUGCCUAAUAAAAGUUAAUAAGGAGGAUCGUUUAGCUAACACUUCAUGAAUCCAUCAGGUCCAUUUUUAGAGGUGUUUGUCUGUCUUUAUCGCUAUUAAAAAAAAAAAAAAGAAAAAGAGGGACAAGUGACGACAUGUGGAGAGCGCUGUGUAGGAAUCUGAUUGGCUUCAUUUCUUCCAUUCCUUCUCUCCGUGUUUCCCCUCGCCGAGACAGUUUUAGACUUCUGUUCUGUCAACUCCUGAGAAAAAUAACUGCUGUAAUCGUAGAGACGACUAUUCUGAAAAUGACUCCAAUGGCGUUUCCAAGGUAACAGAAUUUCUAGAUGGCACAAUAUCUAGAAGAUUUCCAGUAUACAAAGGUACAAGACAAGGUGAUCUGCUCUCAGGAAGGACUAGCAGAAAGUAAAAGAAAGAAUAAGAACAUUAAAGGAACAUAAAUUGGCACUAUACGCAGAUGAUGUUAUCAUUUACCUAACAGCACCUGACCAAUCUUUACCACAUUUAAUGGAAGCAAUUACAGAAUAUAGUAAACAUUCCAGUUAUAAAUUAAAUGAAAGGAAAGGUCCUUGCACACCUGGAACGGCGCAAAUAUACGACACGUCGUAUAAGUUACGUCUGACUGUACACAUCAAGCGCGAUGCGAUUUUGCGACUUUCUGGGGGAAAAAGAUACAUCCCGGGGAAGACUUUUCCCGGGGAAAGUCCCGCCUCCUUCACCUCUGAUUGGCUAGAAAAGCUGGAAACGUCAUCACAUGCUCAAGCCAAACAGUCAGCACUUAUAGCCAAUCAGAGGUGAAGGAGGGCGGGACCUUCCUUUACCAUUCUACAGUGUCCCGGGUGGAAGCGAGAAGACGAAAAUGGAGUCUACUUCAACUUCAAGUGAAGGCGAAUUGGUACUUAUUUUGCUUUCUCAUCAAAAGAAAAAGAAACAUAGCACAUGGGUACGUCCAAUAUUAGAUAAAAGAAAAGAACUUGUUGAGUUUCACUUCUUGGUUCAGGAGCUGAAACUGGACCACGAUCACUUCAGAACCUAUUUUGGGAUGUCCGUUGGACAAUUUGAAGUUCUGCUGAAACAAUUAGCUCCAAGUUUGAAGAGGCAGAGGACUAGACACUAGAAACUGCUGUCGAGAUGUCUGUCUGUCAUGAUAGCAUGUACUGAGUCGGGGCCAGUACCAGAUAAGCACAUGAAACUAUGGUAACAACCGUUAGCUUACGUUAGCACAGAAAACAAAGACAUUCAACAAACUGUUAAAGCACACAAAACAUCGUCAUAUGAGAAAUCCGAUGCUAUGACUCUCCACAAGUCGUCCUUCAGGUCGUUAUUUUUGUAAAGAAUCACUCUGUUCUCCAACACGUAAACAAUCAGCCGGUCGGCCAUGUUGGAUAUACCAGUGAAUCUGACGUCGCAACAACACGAAAUCUGAUUGGUCAGAAGUGGCUGCUCAGUAUGCGAAAACUGUGAUCCUAAAAAAUAAAUGCCGCAAUAUCACAGGACAGGAAAACGUCGCUGAUGUGAACGCUUGUAUUGACAGGAUACGGGUUUGAAAAAAAAUAUAUUGACGUCCGAAAUAAUCGCACGAAAAAAAUGCUCCCGGUUUGUAAGGACCUUAAAUGUGAAGCAUUAACACUUGGUGAACAGCUACCAGUAGAAAUUAAGAAAAGAUAUAAACUGAAAUGGGAUUCAAAGAAAAUUAAAUACUUGGGGAUUUAUCUUACUGGAGAUCUAACAACGGUGUAGAGUAGAAAGUGUUAAAAUGAUGAUUCUUCCACAAUUUCUGUUUUUAUUUCAGACUUUAUCCAAAAGACUUCCAGACUUCCACCGUUAAUGCGUGCAAGAUGUGAGAGCGUGUGUCUGCGAGCGACAAACAGAAGUGAAUAAAAAAUCAGAAACAGUUGGAUUAAUGGGUCGAGGUUUCCGCACAGCAUGCUCUGACAGUCCCACCUGCUCCCUAUUAAUGAUACACAGCAACUAAAGAACCCCGUAGAGUUUAGGCUGUCCUCUCUGUGUGACAUAGCUUAGCAUUCGUGUCACUUUCGACGCAGAUUACCCCCCCAAACUCCUCCCUACCUGGGCCUACCUUUCUGUGUUCAGUCCCCCUCCCCUCCUCCCACUUCUCCCGCUAUAUCCAAAGUUUUGUACAAAUGUUUUAAAGUGAAUAAUUCCCUUUUUAUUUUAUAAUCGUAAAUGUUAUGUUUUUAUAAAUAUUAUUUAUUAUACAAUGUAUAUAUCUGUAUGACUGAACUAAGAUUAUAUAUUUGAAGAACAAAAA
Xyrichtys novacula (pearly razorfish) is the source of this 31181-nucleotide messenger RNA. Lineage: Eukaryota; Metazoa; Chordata; Actinopteri; Labriformes; Labridae. The record is from the annotation of a GenBank genome assembly.